Messenger RNA from Hibiscus syriacus, 636 nucleotides. RefSeq lists its product as uncharacterized. NCBI's taxonomy places the organism in Eukaryota, Viridiplantae, Streptophyta, Magnoliopsida, Malvales, Malvaceae. Bases 1 to 507 code for a protein of 168 amino acids. The record is from RefSeq and is a predicted model, not a curated record. The transcript has 3 exons.
AUGCCAGAGUUUCCUCUCCAAGAAAUCGAAAGGGUUUUUACAUGGCUCAAACAAUCCCUCUCCCUCUUUCGCUUUACGUUUGCAAAAAAUCGCCAAUCUUUCCCCACAGAUUCAACCCUUACUCGUCUUCCGUUAAAACCAGCCAUAUUGUAUCCAAAUCGGCUCCACCUCCAAUCCUCUGCUCAUCGGAAUCCAGCGCCCAUAACCUCAAAACAUGCAAGGUUUGCAAAACCUAAUUCGACCCUUUGUUCAAUCACCCUCGGGCUUACCGUUUCCACACUGCCCAUUUUGGAGGGGAAACAAAGAGGAAGUUCAAGAGCGUGUAUGCAGGGGGCACCAUGGAUACUCCCGACUCCGGCAAAGUUUUUCAAUACUGGCAUUGUUGUGGCUCUGAAAAUCCAUUUGAUCCUGGAUGCACUGCUGCUCCGCAUGCCUCUUACGAUGACUAAUGCAGUUUGCCAUCUUUCAUUACCAAUAUCAGGUUGGUUUCUUUAUACCCCAUGUUAACUUUGUAAAUGGAUUUUUGGAACAACUUUUGAUCCAGAUUUUUUGAACAGAAAAAACUGUGAUAAAUGCUUGUAUUUCUUGCCUUUCAUUUGAAUUUAUUUGGUUUGGCCUUGUAAGUGCAAGAUAACU